AUGGUUAUCAUUGGAUUUUUGACGACGACAUUCCCCACGACAUCUAUUCUACAAACUUGCCUAAUGUGUAACAAGAAGUUUUCAAGCACAUAUUCCUUGGAUGUACAUAAGCUUAUGCACACCAGUGAGAUACAAUACGCCUGUGACAUAUGUGGACAGUGUUUCACAUAUAAAUCUUCCUUGGUUGCUCACAUACAAAUGCACGAUGUAUCAAGAGAAAAAAAAAUCUCAUGUGAUGUAUGUAACAAACAGUUUCCUUAUGAGGCACCUCUACUUGCUCAUAAAAAGUCUCAUACUGGAGAAAAACCUUUCCCCUGUGAAAUAUGUGGAAGAAAGUUCAGUGCUACAAACAAUUUAAAGAAGCACAAACUUACUCAUACAGCUAAUAUGAAGGAGCGACGUUUUUCGUGUGAUUUAUGUAAAAAAAAGUUCAUCCGUAGAGAUAAUCUAACCAAGCACAAAAGGAUUCACACAGGAGAGAAGCCUUUUGCUUGCGAAAUAUGUGAAAAGGAUUUCAGAUACGAGGAAAAUCUAGUGUACCACUUAAGAACGCAUUCUUCUAAAAACCCAAGGCCUCACAGUUGCGAAAUAUGUGAGGCAAAGUUUAGAAUCAAAUCACAUUUAACAAGACAUCAGCGGAUACACAGUGGGGAGAAAUCUUUUCGUUGUGAAAUAUGUACAACUUCCUUCAGACACAAAUCAACGUUAACGUGUCAUAUGAGAACACACACUGGUGAGAAGCCAUACAAAUGCGCAGUAUGUGCUCAACGGUUUACAUCAAGUGGUAAUUAUAACAAGCAUAAGCGAGAUGCACAUAAGUAACAAAGUUUAUUUUUGCAAGUUAGUUUCAUUUCUUGUCACAGCGGCAUAAGCGAGGGGUAUAUAAAUAAAAGACAUGACGACAACGACGUUAAGUUUUUUAAACGUCAUAGUCCUAGCGGCCUCUUGUUCAUUUUUUUGCACAUAAUAAAUAUUUGCUGUCAGUCCUGAACAGACUAUACAACUCUAUGGACUGUCAGAAUACUCCGCACGAGCAUUCAAAUUUGAAAGCGGGGGGCAUCUAAACAUUUUGUACCGAAAUAUGUACUAUCGGUGUUUAUUACUAUAGUAACUUACUUAAUGCUGGGACUGAAGGGUGACUUUUAUUAUGUACAAAAUUUGGUACCGCAGGACUUAGGAGGCUAUAUGAAGUGAAACGAUGAAUUUACUAUUUGUCUGCCUUUCCACUGAGGCAGAUAUAUAAUCCAGCGGAGCAGAGAAGAGACGUGGUGUACAGCCAAUACUAUUGGUUCGGAAGCAAACAUCUCAUCUGCGCCUUAGUUGAGAUAGCCUUUAGCAAAAAGUACCUAUCUAAUGGAGGCACCUGCACAGACAAUCAUUAAGAAUGAGAAUUAUUCAUUUAUUCAUGGCAAAAUACAUUUCAUACAUACGUAUUACAAAGAAAAAGUAUAUUUAAAACAAAAAGUAUAUAGUUUACCACGAAAUGGUCCCGCCUCAGCAUAAUGCUAACCUUAAAGUCAGCGCUGGUCUUCCGGCGAGACCAUUUGUGGGCCACGAACGCAACCGUACAACACGGCCUUAUAUAUCACCGAACGCAUCCGCUUUGCGGUGGCGUCAGCGCCAUCUAACCUGCGCCUGGGCAUUGAGAAUUUUCAACCAAUAUUACAUUAUUCCAUUAUUGUAUUUUUUGUUUAAUAUAUCAUGUAACAUUAUAUGCUCUCCUGCAUGCGUUUACUGUGUACCAAGAAAACAAUUUUAUUACAA
Molecule: messenger RNA, 1764 nt
Organism: Cydia strobilella
Lineage: Eukaryota; Metazoa; Arthropoda; Insecta; Lepidoptera; Tortricidae
Product: gastrula zinc finger protein XlCGF71.1-like
Exons: 3
Coding region: 1-822 (273 amino acids)
Biological process (GO): regulation of gene expression
Cellular component (GO): nucleus
Source: RefSeq, a predicted model, not a curated record